UAAAUAAACUUUUACACAUUUACAUUUUAUAUUUACAUUUUUAAAAAUGAAUGGAAAAUCAAAUAGUAGUGUUGUAAAGAAAAAAGAAAUAGAAAUUGAAUCAAACGACAAGAAAAUACAAAAAAGAAAAGAAAAGUAUUUAAAAAAGGUAUCAAUCGAUCAUGUUGAUGACGAAGAAUUUAGAAGACUUUAUUAUUUUGAUAAAAGAAUAGUAAAAACACUUUAUAACAAAUUAAUUCAAGUCAACAAAAAGCUCAAAGAAGAGUAUCUACUUUGGGCUUUAUCAUAUCUUUUAUUCAAACACAGCCAUGAAAAGAAAGCAAUGGAAUAUGGAGUCUCUAGAAGAACUUACCAAUGUCGAAUAUGGGAUGUAUUUAAUGCAAUAGAUUCAUUAAAACCAAUAACAAGUUUUUCAGAUAGGAAAAAAACAUCAAUUAAAAAUGAAUUUAAUAGUUCAGAAGAAGAGUCAUAUAUUUCAUUGAUUUUGGAUGUUGCAUUUUUCCCAUUUUCAAAUAGAGAGGUUCAAUAUGUUGGAAAGGGUGGACCAGGUUUAAUAUAUGAAAUUGGAUUCUCACCAAUAGAUGGUGAGAUACUCUAUUUAAAUGGACCUCAUCCAGCAGCUUUUCAAAACAUUAUGGUGUUUAGAGAAGGUUUUCUUUAUGACACUGACUUUGAAAAAGGAGAAAUGGUUCUUGGAACCAAGUCCCAUAGAGGCGAACCAGAUAAGAUUAUUACACCACAUUUAGAUCCAUCAAAUACAGAACAAGAAUUACAAAACAAUUGGUUAAAAUCAAAAAGACAGGUAUCCGAUAAAAUCAUGGGCAUUAUAAAACAAUUUAAAAUUUCUCAUACUGGUUGGUCUUCAUCCAUCGAAAAGCAUCAAUUGGCAAUAUCAUUUUUAUUAUACGCAAUCAAUUUAACAAUCAUCAGAGAUCGUGACCCAAAAUUAUUGGAUGAAAUCAAUGAUAGACACUCCGAUAUUAGCUACCAACAACACUUACAACAACAACACCAUUCACAAAGUCAUCAACCACAUCACCCAUUACAAGUUCAACCCCAAAGUAUAUCACUCUUUCAAUCUCACCUUUUUAAAUCUCACCUUCUCCAUCAACCUCAAUAUAACGACGAAGAAAAUGAUCAUGACGACGAAGAAGAUACCGAAUACGAUGAACAUAAUAAUAAUAGACUUAACAAAUAUAUAAUCAAUAAUAUCAAAAAUAAGAAUAAUCUAAAAUAUAUUAAUAAUCUUAAUAAUAGUAAUUCCACAAUUUCCACAAUCAAUAAUACAAAUAGUUACGAAGAUUAUGACUCUGAUGAAGAAACUAUAGAAAAUCACUCAAAUUCAAUAUUUACAAAAAAUAAUCAUUUAAACAAACCUAUGUUCUUUUGUAUUAGUAGCAGAGCACAUAUUGAAAAGGUUUAAAUCACUAUUAUAUACCAAAAUCAAUUUAGAAAAAAAAAAAACAAUAAUAAAACUCUUUAUUUUAUAGUAUAUUACUCUAGAAAUUAUUGAUUUUUUUUUUUUUUAAUAGUUUGAAAUUACAUCAAAAACCACAUUAAAAGUGUAAUUCAUUAUGUGGAGUUUACAAAAAAAGGUAAAAACAUUAAAUUUUAGUAUAUAAUAGAUUCAAUGUUUAUUUAAAUUAAAACUAUAAAUUAAUAUUAAAAAUUGACUCAAACGAGUCUAUAAUUUGGUAGUAACGAAACUAUUUGUUGUUACUUGGAUUU
Dictyostelium purpureum is the source of this 1728-nucleotide messenger RNA. RefSeq lists its product as uncharacterized. The record is from RefSeq and is a predicted model, not a curated record. Bases 47 to 1423 code for a protein of 458 amino acids. Lineage: Eukaryota; Evosea; Eumycetozoa; Dictyosteliales; Dictyosteliaceae. The transcript has 2 exons.